AUGGACGGAGAGACACCGACCGGACGCCUACCUGAUGAGUAUCCUCCCGGCGUGGGCAACGCCCUCGCCGAGGCUACCGCAAUGUCUCUCAGGGCCAUCGCCUCAACCACCCCUUUAACUUGUUCCAAGUUCCAGUCUUCCCAGUUGCCUCCCACCUCCCACCCUCCUCACUACCUCAACAGCGUCAUGGUGGAGGUCUUGAUCCCCCAUCACACCUCGGACGUGCAGAAGAAGCAGGCGAUCAUGUCUUCAGACCUCCUUUUGGCCCUAUGUGUGGCCCGGCCCCAUCCCUUCACCCCCGGCAGGCCCGACGCGAUGGACAGCAGCGAGAUGAUGGACGACAACUCCGAGUUCAUCGACAACGACACGAGCCUCGCGUACGGCGACCAUGAUAUCGAACUGGAAGGGCAGGACUACGUAGCCGGGGAGUAUGAAGAAGGCGACGAAUCCACGCAGGAAGCGGACGACGAAGUGGAAGAAGAGUCGGACGGGGAGGAUGAAGGAAUGGUGGGCAUCCGCGAGAUCCGGUUCUACGUCGACUACGACCAAGACGAGUCGUACACGCCGACCCGCAUCGUCUUCAAGUCGGGCACGAGCGAGAAUAACAUGAUUCGCUUCGCCUCGAUGGAUCUCGUCAGCCCCAAGGGGUGGCAAAAGGUGCCCCUCGAAGGGGUGGGCGGCGGACCCGACGGCAACACCCUCUUCUGCUGGGUCCUCCAGGUGUCCGUCACGGAGAACCACCAGAACGGCAAGGACACGCACCUCCGCGGCAUCAAAAUCUUUGCCCUCGACACUGAGACGACGACGGCGGCGGCCGCCGCCGCGAGCAGUAACGGCCGACCUGAUUUCGGAGCCUUGGGCGAGGUGGCCUCGGCGGACGCGCAGACGCCGGCGAUGGGGACGCGGCGGCGGACGGGGAGGACGUCUCUUAGGCGGCCAGACGUCGAUCCCGAGACGCCGGUGCGUCCCCCGAGGGGCGGCGGAAAUGGGGAAGGGGAGGAAGGGCCGGGGUUUAUGCGGGAGCCGGAGUUGCGGUGA
Messenger RNA from Parascedosporium putredinis, 1038 nucleotides. NCBI's taxonomy places the organism in Eukaryota, Fungi, Ascomycota, Sordariomycetes, Microascales, Microascaceae. The record is from the annotation of a GenBank genome assembly.